Messenger RNA from Lacerta agilis (Sand lizard), 1156 nucleotides. It is a transcript of the gene RACK1, whose product is annotated as receptor for activated C kinase 1. Lineage: Eukaryota; Metazoa; Chordata; Lepidosauria; Squamata; Lacertidae. Gene Ontology annotation, biological process: rescue of stalled cytosolic ribosome; positive regulation of protein phosphorylation. Gene Ontology annotation, molecular function: protein kinase C binding; ribosome binding; translation regulator activity. The coding region runs from base 124 to 1077 and encodes 317 amino acids. The record is from RefSeq and is a predicted model, not a curated record. The transcript has 8 exons. Gene Ontology annotation, cellular component: cytosol; nucleus.
AGGCCGCCGCUUCCUUUCUCUCCCUGGGCCUCAGCGAGCUGGCAGGUCCGGGCUAAGGGCCGCCGGUGAAUCCGCCUCCAUCCUCCGCCUGCCGCGGGAGCUCGAGCCUUCUCAGCCGCCGCCAUGACGGAGCAGAUGACCCUGCGUGGCACCCUGAAGGGCCACAACGGCUGGGUGACCCAGAUCGCCACCACUCCUCAGUUCCCGGACAUGAUCCUCUCCGCCUCACGCGACAAGACCAUCAUCAUGUGGAAGCUGACUCGGGAUGAAACCAACUACGGGAUCCCCCAGCGAGCCCUUCGGGGCCACUCCCACUUUGUCAGCGAUGUGGUUAUCUCCUCAGAUGGGCAGUUUGCCCUCUCUGGGUCAUGGGACGGCACCCUGCGCCUCUGGGAUCUUACCACAGGCACCACCACCCGGCGUUUUGUGGGCCACACCAAGGAUGUGCUGAGCGUGGCUUUCUCUUCUGACAACCGCCAGAUCGUCUCGGGGUCCAGGGACAAAACCAUCAAGCUCUGGAACACUCUGGGAGUCUGCAAGUACACUGUACAGGAUGAGAGCCACUCGGAGUGGGUGUCCUGUGUGCGCUUCUCCCCCAACAGCAGCAACCCCAUCAUUGUCUCCUGUGGCUGGGACAAGCUUGUGAAGGUGUGGAACUUGGCUAACUGCAAGCUGAAGACCAACCACAUUGGGCACACUGGCUACUUGAACACAGUGACAGUCUCACCCGACGGCUCCCUGUGUGCUUCAGGUGGCAAGGACGGCCAGGCUAUGCUGUGGGACUUGAACGAAGGCAAGCACCUGUACACCCUGGAUGGUGGAGACAUCAUCAACGCCUUAUGCUUCAGCCCCAACCGCUACUGGCUGUGUGCAGCCACUGGACCCAGCAUCAAGAUAUGGGACCUGGAAGGCAAGAUCAUUGUGGAUGAGCUCAAGCAGGAAGUGAUCAGUACCAGCAGCAAGGCAGAGCCACCCCAGUGCACCUCAUUGGCCUGGUCUGCUGACGGACAGACUCUGUUUGCCGGCUACACGGAUAACCUUGUUCGCGUCUGGCAGGUCACCAUUGGGACCAGAUGAGAGAGUGCAGUUGACCACAAGGCACAGACUUAUAAUUAUGUACAAAACAGAAACAAUAAACUUUUUGUGCUGAACGUUA